CAACCCAGCUGCUCCGCUGCCCAGCCGCCCCGCCAUGGCCGACUUCAUCUACCAGCUUCCCGCUCGCGUUCUGGACGAGUUGUGCCGCAGUAUGGACACGCUUAGCGAGUGGGACUGGAUGCAGUUUGCCUCGUAUGUGAUCACGGACCUGACCCAACUUCGGAAGAUCAAGUCCAUGGAGCGUGUGCAGGGUGUGAGCAUCACUCGAGAGCUGCUGUGGUGGUGGGGCAUGCGGCAGGCCACGGUGCAGCAGCUGGUAGACCUCCUGUGUCACCUGGAGCUCUACCACGCUGCCCACAUCAUCCUGAACUGGACACAGGUUCCCAAACCCAGCUCUUCCCUGCCGGCCUUCCCAGGACCUAUGAUGCCAGGGCCUGUGGCAGCUGCUGAACAAAGCACAGAGGAGACCAGGAACAGCAGGGAUCCCCAGGGGCCAGUCAUCUUUCAGGGCCCAGGGUCUGCUCUGCCCAGAGCCCACCAGCCGGCUUCCCUGCUGCUGCCUUCUGUAGAGGACACUGCUCAUUCCAUAAAGACUGACCUCCCUGCACCACUGGACUCCAAGGUGAAGCCACCUUCUUAUGCCUUCGCCACACCCCUAGAUUGGGGUCCCCUUCCAAGAGUGCAUUCUUCAUCCUGGAGACCAGCCGCACAGCAUAGUGUGGUGCAGCCUGUGAUCCCAGCACUUGGGAGGCAGAGACAGAAGAAUCCUCCCAAGUUUGAGGCGAGCAUAGGCUACAUAGAUGUCAGCACUUCCAUUCCUAAGCAAGAAAGAUUUCUGAGCUGUUCUGGAGACAGCCUUCUCUGGAGUGAGGCCGAUGUGGUCCAGGCGACCAGUGACUUUGGCCCAAGCCACAGGAUCGGCAGGGGCAUCUUUGCUGAUGUGUACCGAGGGCAGAGACAUGGGGUCCUCUUGGCCGUUAAGAAGCUCCGAGAGGCAGCCUGCUCGGGUCCAGGGUCCCUAGAAAGGUUCCUCCAGGCAGAAGUGCAGGUUUGUCUCCGAUGCUGCCACCCCAACGUGCUGCCUUUGCUGGGCUUCUGCACCGGCGGACAGUUUCACAGCCUGAUCUACCCCUACAUGGCAAAUGGUUCUCUGCAGGACAGACUGCAGGGCCAGGGUGGCUCAGACCCCUUGCCCUGGUCCCAGCUUGUCAGCAUCUGCUCAGGGCUGCUUCAUGCUGUUGAGCACCUACAUAUCCUGGACAUCAUCCAUGGCAACAUCAAGAGCUCCAAUGUUUUGCUGGGUGAGGAAUUCACCCCUAAACUGGCUCAUCCAGUGGCCCAGAUGUAUCCGGUCGACAAAAGGUCAGAAUACACAGUGAUGAAGAGCCACCUUUUCCAGGCCUCAGCAGCAUAUGUGCCUGAAGACUUCAUCAGGGUCGGGCAGCUGACCAAGCGUGUGGACAUCUUCAGCUGUGGAAUAGUGUUAGCAGAGGUCCUCACUGGCAUUCCUGCGAUGGACAGUGGCCGGAGCCCCGUGUACCUGAAGGAUUUACUCCUCAGUAAAAUUCCAAGCUCCAGGAAGACUGGGGUGGAGAAGGUGAUGGCAAAGGAGAUUUGCCAAAAGUACAUGGAGAAGAGAGCCCGAUUGCUGCCAGAGGACUGUGCCGAGGCCCUGGCCACAGCUGUCUGCCUCUGUCUACGGAGGCACAACACUGGCUUGCAGAAGGCUCUGAGCUCUGUCGCCGCCGUGGAGGAGCGGCUCCGAGGGUGGGAUCCGCUGCGGCCUCGGAGCGGCUGCGGGGCCCAGGGCGCUCCAGAGACUUCAUGGAAAAUUGAGAUAAAUGAGGCCAAAAGGAAACUGAUGGAGAACAUCCUGCUCUACAAAGAGGAGAAACUGGACAGCAUUGAGCUUUUCGGACCCUGAUGACUGGAAGAAGCUGAGGACCCUUGUCCUCAACUGGAAAGACAAGCACCUAACCCAGGAAAGGGGCUGUGGCAGAAUCGAGCAUCUGCCAAGAAACACAACACAAGCAUUAGCUUUCCCAGUGCCUUUCGCCAGUGAAUUAGGGAGAAGGGACCUCAGUUCUCUUUUCUGUUUUUUCUUUUUCUUUUUUUGGUGAUACUGGGGAUUAAAUCUAGGGUUUUGCACUAGGCAAGCUCUGCCACUGAGCCGUACCCCCAGCCCUUUAUAUUCUUUAUUUUGAGGCAAGUCUCCAUAAGUUGUCCUGGCUGGCCAUGAACUAGUGAUCUUCCUGCGUUAGCCUCCUGAGUAGCUGGAAUUACAGGCCUGUGCCACUGUGCCUGCUAUAACCUCAGCUUUCUCU
This is a messenger RNA of Fukomys damarensis (Damara mole-rat), 2264 nucleotides long. It is a transcript of the gene Irak2, whose product is annotated as interleukin 1 receptor associated kinase 2. Gene Ontology annotation, biological process: interleukin-1-mediated signaling pathway; protein phosphorylation; intracellular signal transduction. NCBI's taxonomy places the organism in Eukaryota, Metazoa, Chordata, Mammalia, Rodentia, Bathyergidae. Gene Ontology annotation, molecular function: protein binding; protein kinase activity; ATP binding. The transcript has 15 exons. Gene Ontology annotation, cellular component: nucleus; plasma membrane; cytoplasm. The record is from RefSeq and is a predicted model, not a curated record. The coding region runs from base 35 to 1864 and encodes 609 amino acids.